This is a messenger RNA of Penaeus indicus, 981 nucleotides long. Its product is annotated as proteasome subunit beta type-2-like. The record is from RefSeq and is a predicted model, not a curated record. The transcript is spliced from 5 exons. Gene Ontology annotation, cellular component: proteasome core complex, beta-subunit complex; proteasome core complex; nucleus. The coding region runs from base 99 to 713 and encodes 204 amino acids. Lineage: Eukaryota; Metazoa; Arthropoda; Malacostraca; Decapoda; Penaeidae. Gene Ontology annotation, biological process: proteasomal protein catabolic process.
CUCGAACUCGAACGCGCAGUGUGUUUGGUGCAAGUCACUGAUCAGAAAACCGGGAUUUCUGUCGUUUCUCUCUUGGAUUCUGUAUUUAAGCCUUCGCCAUGACUUUACAAUGCCUCAUUGGUGCAAAGUUCAAUGACUUUGUAUUGAUGGCUACAGACAUGAGCCAUCUUCAGAGCAUCAUGGUGCAGAAAGGAGAUGACGACAAGAUGUACAAAAUGUCAUCAAACCUAGUAAUGGCAGUGUCUGGAGAGCCAGGAGACACAACCCAGUUUGCAGAGUACAUUGCCAAGAACAUCCAGCUGUACAAGAUGCGCAACGGCUAUGAAUUGGCCCCCUCUGCUGCAGUUCACUUCACAAGACACACUCUUGCCACACACCUGCGCUCUCGGGAACCCUAUUUUGUAAACCUGUUGAUGGGUGGUUAUGACACAAAUACCAACACAACUGAACUCCAUUACAUGGAUUACCUGGCAGCAUCUGUGCCAGUCAAAUAUUAUGCCUUUGGAUAUGGUGGCAUGUUCACUCUCUCCAUUAUGGACAAGGAAUACAGACCUGACCUAAACCAAGAACAGGCCUAUGAACUUCUCAAGAAAUGCACCUCUGAGAUCAAGCGAAGGUUCUUGGUCAACCUUCCCAAAUUCCGCGUCAGAAUCAUCUCCAAGGACGGAAUCAAGGAUCUGCCUCAUAUCGUUGCCGAGGGCGAACCAGCAUAAAUGGGAGACCUAAAUGGGGUCAGCUGUGCGAUUUAAGGGGUACAGUUUCAUGAAGAAUUCACAUUUUCCAUUUAUUUUUUCCUUCCUGUUUCCAUAGCAGGAUUUGGGGGAAAAGGAUUCAACAUUAAGCACUGUUUUUAUGAAUGAAUAGUUCCGAGUUAGAAGAUCUUUUUUUGUAACUUGAGAAAUAUUGCUGAUACAUACUAUUUCUAGUGUGGUGAAGAGCAAUAUUUGUCCGAUAUCUUCUGAAAUAUAAUAGGAAUAAGAA